Molecule: messenger RNA, 1601 nt
Organism: Macroventuria anomochaeta
Lineage: Eukaryota; Fungi; Ascomycota; Dothideomycetes; Pleosporales; Didymellaceae
Exons: 2
Coding region: 38-1147 (369 amino acids)
Source: RefSeq, a predicted model, not a curated record
CUAUAACCUCAAGAUAGCCUGCAGGUAGACACACAACAUGACGAGAGCGAGUGUAUCAUGGGACACUAUAGGCCCUUUCCUCGUGUGGCAAUUUUUAAUACCACUGGCUGCUGGCUGGGCGCACAGCAUUCUUUACAGCAUCUUUAUUCGUGCUGGUGAUCCCAAGCCGCAACCUGGCUCCGCGCGCUUUAUCAAGCACCGCCGACAGAUCCUCAUCGCUGUCUACGCCGCAUACUUCGCUUUCACCAUCUACGAAGUCGACUUCAACCUGCAACGUUCGAGUAACGCAUACAACGACCUCGGCGUACCGAUCAACGUUGACGAGAGUGGUCUGAACUCGCGUUUCAGGAAGCUCACUAUACGAUUCCACCCUGAUAAGAUCGCGGCGGGCGUCAACAGGGACGCUGCGAAUGCAUACUACAUUCACUUGAAGCACGCACGCGACGUCAUUCUGGACCCCGCGAAGCGCUUUGCAUAUGAUCGAUUUGGACCAGACAUCUUCAGGCAGUGUCAGUCAUGUCUGACUGUCAAGGACUAUGUUGACAGCGCUCUGCUGAGUGCUCUGACGAAUUACGGCGUCCUGCUGGUCUUCCUGAUUGGUGCAAAUGCACUCGGCUUCCUCAAAGAUGGCUCAUACUGGCGUUACUUUGGGCUUCUUGCAGUUGCGACCUUCGAAGUACGCACAGCGAUGCGACCAGACCAUCCCUCGAUCCUCACCAAAUACUUGAACCCCUUGGUGGCAUCCUUCAACCUGCGCCCCGCCUACUUGCCCUUUCAGGUCAUCGCCAUCGCUAAGAAGGCCUCGAUAUCAGCCGCCCAGUUCCUGGCUUUGCUUAUGCCUCUGUAUCGCAUCGAUCCUGCGCACCCCACGCAGCCCACAGACGAUACCGAGAACACCCAAUACCAGCAGCUCGACCGUCUGAGCGCAUUUGUGGCCGAGUGCAAUAAAGAUGCCUCGCGAUUGCUGGAGCUCGAGUCGACACCAUACAGGGACAACGAAAGAGCGAAGGGCGAGCUUAGAGAAGCGCUGAAGAAGUACAUGGUGCAGAAUGUGGUACAUCAGGAGAAAGAAGUACGCAAUGCUAUUGGGCAGAGCAUGGUGAGAAGGAGAACUGGUGCGCCUCAUGGUGCGCAGGGUACGAAAUAGACGAGCAGGUGUCAAAUCCAUGUUGAUUGUGUGCUGGUAUUCCAACUUCCACUGCAUUUGUACUUUAUCGCUAAUUCUCCGAGCAUUCUAGAGGGUUUUCUGACAGUAUUCUGAUUCACUGGAUGGCAGAAUUCGAACUCUAGUCUUUGUGAUUCUGGGGUCUUACGAAGCACCCUGGAGGUCUUCACAACACUGACCUACUCCACUGUUACUGGCACAGCAAUCUAUAGCCGGCUUCGGUGCCGCAAAGCAGAAGUGCUAACUGGACGUAUGAAUCGUCGAUCUGAUUGGUUCUUGGCGAUAUUUUAUCACGUGAGGGGCACAAGAAGGAAGGAGAAGCAGGUAGGUUGUGAAGAGAGGAGUAUUGUCAUGGGGGAAGGUACUAGUAGAAGGAGCACGGAGAAGGCGCGUUGUGCUGGGAAGGAUCAUUGCAACACUAACAACAAGUCUACAG